AUGGCAUGCUCACUGCUUCCUGUGUGCCGGACACAGGCUCCAUGUGCUGGAGAGCUGUGCUGCAAUGCUACCAGCAAAACAAGAAAUGCACAGAAUCUCUCCAGCUGCACUGCUCCAAUCAAAUCUAGAGAAAAGGAGCCAUGUUUUCAGACUGAAGAGCAACAAGUUUAACAAAAACAGCCACACAACAACCCCAGCAUAAGAGGUCAAGGAGGUCAAGAGGAAGUGCAUUGCCUUUUCUGGGUGAAGGCAGAGGACUGUGAAAGAAGCACGAGUAUGAGAAAAAAAGGGACUAUAGGGGAGGCAACCCUUCCAUACAAACUACUGGCACCUGCAUCUCUUCAGCCCUAGCUGAGUCCCUGGUUCAGGCUGAGUCGAGCAUCUGGAUUCUUUCUUCUUUUCCCAGCUUCAUCCUUCUUCCCCUCCUACUUCCAGGCAGCCCUUCCUGAACAGCAUGAAGCUUUGGAAAGGGCUCUGCCUCCCCACUGAGCCCAGCCAUCAUUGUUGUGUGCUGCACGUUGUCCUCCUCAUCUGCUUACUUCACUGUUUCUUCCUUUCCCCUUCUCUGCCUCUUCCUCUGCCUCUAAUGAUUUCGAUGAAGGCUGAGAAGAUGGAGGGAAGAGGUGUUAGAAGCUCACUGAGAAGACUGAGCUUGAAAUGGCUUCUGUGGGUGGAUGCAGGAAAGCUGGUCAGAAGUGUACGGGAAGAUUUUAAGGGGGAAGAUAUAGUGAGGGUCCUGGAAAUGGAACAGCAGACAUCUUCUUGGGGCUGGAAGAAGUAGGAUGGCAUUUGUUGGGAACUACCACUCUCUGAGAAAGGUCCUUAGCACAGAAGAAACAGCCCGUGCAUGGGCCAGCUAGGUGUUUUGGGGGCCAGCGAUACUGAAGGAGUGAUUGCAUUAACUAGCCAGCCAGUUCCUUCCAGGCAGUGCAGCAUGAAGGGAGAAGGAAGAGCACUGGUGGCACCUCCAGAGAAACAGAAACGUAUUUCUCAAACUACAGCCUUUGGUGCACUUUCUGACUGAGAAAUAGAAAUGUGUAGAGGGUGAAGGACAAGAAGUGUGGUGCUGGUCAUGCAUUAAUAGUGGUGGUAUAGGGAGUGGAGGCUCCUUUCCGAUGGUUUGUAGCCUGAUUUGUUGUUUUGAGGUCUGUUACCAACAAUACAAGGAUUGUUGGCUAGAUAUUCACAGUUCCUCUGGUUUGGUUUUCACUGCAUCAGAUAUUGAAGACAAAGAACAAAAGUUUCCUUUCGUGAGCUUUGAUUUCAAGGCUUACUCUUGCCCUUGCUUGAUACACAUAUAGCAAAGAAAACAAGGUAAAUGUGGGAUGAGCAGGGCUGUUUGCUGCAGGAAGAGCUGCACCAUCCAGUCUCCAGCAAUCCUCCCACUUCUCAGCCUGCUCUGGCCUGGAAGAGGAGAAGCUUCCCUCAGUCCUGGUAUUUCCUUCCUCCCACCCACCCGCCUGAUUAUUUCACUGUCAUAGAAAGCAGAACAGCACAGGAGACAUCCUCAGGCAGAUGCUAGCUUGCUGCAGCGGCAGAGAACGGCUUCUCACAACAGAAUCAUUGGAAAAGAGCUUGUCACUGGGGCAGCAAAAAGGAGUGGGAGGGAUGAGAAGUGAAUGGAGAUGUCAUUUAUCAUGCAAUUCCAUCAGUUCGCUGCUAGGAAAAGAGAGGGAACAGAACAGGCCAACAGAGACCAAUUCAGAGGUGGACAAGUCGGCAUCACCCUCAGUGGCUCAGCUAGCAGGGAAAUUCAAAGAGCAAGCAGCCAGUAUCACUGGAAAAGAGGUGCCACCACAUAAGCCAACUCGGAGGAAACCACCAUGCUCCCUUCCGCUGUAUUCCAACAAAACUGAGACAAGCCACAACAAUGAGCAAAAGCCAUCUCCAAACGCUUGCCCUGUAGCCAAGGUCAAGGUGAAAAGCUCCCCCAUGAUUGAAAAGCUGCAGGCCAAUCUGGCUUUUGCGCCAGCAGCUCUGCUGCCGGGAGCAUCUCCCAAAAGCCCUGGUCCGAAAGUCAUGGUUUCUCCGUUCAGCACCCCUCCCUCAACGCCCAGCAGCCCAGGAAUCCAGCCGCAGUCCAGUGAAGCAAGUGAGACGCCGGUCAGCUUUGAUAAACCCCCGGAAGGCAAUCAGCUGCAAUCCUAUAACAAGGUGCGGACGCGGGGAUCAAUAAAGCGUAGGCCUCCCUCCAGGAAGUUCCGAAGAUCUCUGUCCAACUGUGGAGAUGGGGAAGAUUUAGGGAACAUCAUUCCCUCUCCAGAAAAUGGUGCCAAGGAAGAUGGGGAUGAGGUGUUUGGGGAUAAGGGCAAGACAGAGGAAGCAGAAACAGGGAACAAAGAAAUAAAGAAACAGAUGGUGUCUGAUGAGAAGCCCCCAUCAAGGAGAGGAUCCAGCAGAUCAGAAAAUGAAGAAAAAGGGGAAAAGCAAGCGGAAGAAGUGACUCCUUGCAAGAGUAAUGCAGGGGAUACAGAAAAGGAGGAGAAGGAGGUGUGUUGCGGUGCUCCAGGAGAGGAGAACUCACCACAGUCAGCUUCUGAAGACAAGGAAGAUAAGGUGGGUGAGGCUCCUCAGGGGCAAGAGGAGGAAGGUGGUGCCUGUGAACAGGAGAAGGGAGACAAAGAGAAGGAAGAAGCUGAAGAAAAGGAGACCAGUGAGAGCACAGACACACAGAGAACAUCAGAUACUGAAGAAACACCACUGGCACCUGAACCACUGCAGGAGGCAGUGGGUUUAGAGACUGCCAGUGAGCAUUCAACAUCACCCAUGCAGGACCAGGUCACAGAGUAGCCAUGAUGCACAUUAGGACGUACCCAACCAGGACACAGGAGAUGACGUGUGAAUAGGAGCCAUCUAACUCAAUCAAGGUGGAAGCUACUGGAAAACCUUCAGUGGCAGGAGAGGAGCACAGUACAGAUAUUCCCCGAGGUCCAGACUGAUCCCAGAGCUGAGUGGCUGCUCACCAUCUCUCUGCUUUCCACCAUCAUAUUUUGUGACAGUCAGAACAAGAGACUGCCUUACAAUCUCUUGAGAGUACAAAACUGAGGUGUUGGCUGAUAUCCCAAGGUGGUAACCGGAGACUGAGAGACCCGCUUGCUAUGUGCUGUCCUGGACCGGGCAGCCGCUGCCACUCCUGGGCCCUCUGUUCCUUAUUCCUGCUGAGCUACAGAAUGUCAUUUUAUUCUCCCCUGUAUUGGUCUUAGAUGAAGUUCAUCAGUUACAUACAUAUGUGUAUGGUGCCUUUUCAGUAGCUUCUUUUGAAAUAUCUCGGGUUUUCAAAUUUCAGUAAAUAAUGUUUUCAUAGUAGGAAAAAAGAGUAUAUUUUCUCCAUAUAUGUUAAUGCAGAUAAUGUGAACCCUGAAUAUGGGGAAAUCUCUUAGGAAAUUGUUCAUUAAGCAUAAAAUGCCUUUGAAGUGGGGGUUGAGCUCGCUGAUCUGUGAAACAUCUAGUCAUGGUGGGCAGUUUUUGUGUACUUCAACUUUGGAGUGAUUUUAGUGCUGGUGGAAAGUAACAACAAACAGACAUGAGGCACAGAAAAGUUGUGCUGUGCAGGUCAGCGGGGCAAGUUCUCUUACCCAAUGCUGUGGUCCAGUCCUGAUUUAGAAGGGCCACCUGUCCAUCAGUCUUUUUAACAUCUAGACUCUGCCUUUUGAUUCUCUUUUGAAGCUACUCAGUGGCACUUCUGACAGAAAGCAUCCUGACUUACUAGAAACUGCCUAUUAAUUAUACGUGAGUUAAAGAUGAGGUCUUAGAUGGCUGAGUCAUUUCAAAUCAUGUGACCUGACUGUAUAUGAUUUGGUGCCAGACAGAUAGCCAGUCCCUCAGAAGUUUGUAGGAUUGGCAUUGUACUAGAUUUCCACUCACUCCCGGAGUAAUAGCUAAGAUAUGGGACUAACAUUUCUUAAGUUAAAAAAGCUUUUACAUCUACGUCUAGGGAGUAUGAAAUAAGUUACGCAGGGAAAGAAAACAGGCCCAUACCUAAUUUCCUGUCAGUAGUGCUUGAAGCUGUGACCGUAUUACUGAAUAAAAUGCUGCUGUGGCUCAGGGCCAUUGGGCUCGUGUCCUGCAGCAGGCUGCCGUGGGGACAGCUGGCCAGGGCUGCCCAAAGCUGAGCUGCACCGUAGGGUGGCUGUCAGUGCCGUGAGCGGUGCAGGGCCAGUGCUUGCACCUGCGGCAGUCACCCAGGGUUCAGCAUUACGGACACUGCUACAGAGACCAAAGGCAGAGCUAGGCAGCUUCUCUUUGUCCCUCACAAAGCUCUUCCUAGCAAAUGUUAAGCUGAGUGGAGUCGGAGGUUCACGCUGUCCCUUGUCCUACAGGCAUGCACAAGGAUUUAACACGACACAGCCCACAUCCUUCCUGCACUGCGCUCUGAAGCACAGCACUGUUACAAAACCCAGGGUUUGGAGAGAUGUCCCCUUUCUGUUCACCAGCUCUAAAAUCACAAAGGAAUAAAUGCCUCUAUGCCCUGCCUCUCUUUUCCUCAAGUGAGAGCACUGAGGGGUUACCUGUCAAGAGCCAGCAGCGCUGGCCCUGGUACACAGAACAGGCUUGUUGGCAAACGCGACCCCCACAUCCUUUUGAGCCAUAUUGUGGAGUAUUGUGGCCUUUGGACCUAUUUCAAUGUGUUUGUUAAAGCUUGUAUUCCAGGGCAGGCUGCAAUCAUUUGCUGUAUCCUGUUUCCUCUCUCAGCAGCAUCCCACCUGUGAGUGACUGUGCCUGACUGUACAUAUCAAUUCAUGUGUGCCUGUUUAGAGAAUGAGCAUGUGUGUCCCGAGCAAGGGAGUGGAAAUCUGAGGGAGAAACAGAAGAAAUAAAUGGCGGAAUAAAAACAAACCAAAACAAAA
Molecule: messenger RNA, 4847 nt
Organism: Numida meleagris (helmeted guineafowl)
Lineage: Eukaryota; Metazoa; Chordata; Aves; Galliformes; Numididae
Gene: RCSD1
Product: RCSD domain containing 1
Exons: 7
Coding region: 1516-2790 (424 amino acids)
Biological process (GO): skeletal muscle contraction; retrograde transport, endosome to Golgi; protein localization to endosome
Cellular component (GO): WASH complex; early endosome
Molecular function (GO): phosphatidylinositol phosphate binding; retromer complex binding; actin filament binding
Source: RefSeq, a predicted model, not a curated record